This is a messenger RNA of Epithele typhae, 954 nucleotides long. RefSeq names its product alpha/beta-hydrolase. Lineage: Eukaryota; Fungi; Basidiomycota; Agaricomycetes; Polyporales; Epitheliaceae. The transcript is spliced from 7 exons. The coding region runs from base 1 to 954 and encodes 317 amino acids. The record is from RefSeq and is a predicted model, not a curated record.
AUGGAGGAUCCACAGUUUGUGAAGAGUGAGGUCAAGAUACCGUCUAAAACUCCUGGGUGGGAUCUGGACGCCUGGAAGUUCCUGCCCAUGACCGCCAGCGGAUCCUCCAGUCGUCCGUUGCCAGUCAUCAGCGCUGAUAUAUCUGACAGGGCGCAUGGGAUCUCGGCGAACAAGCGCAUGGGAUUGUCCCUGUUUGCUGAGAGAUUUGCGUCUCUGGGUUAUGCAGUCGUGGUCUUUGAUUACAGGCGUUGGGGAACGUCGGCGGGAACCCCUCGACACAUCGUCUUCGUGUCCGAGCAACUCGACGACUAUCGAACUGUGGUCAAGUACGUCCGCCAGCAGGCCGAGUUCGAUCCCCAGAAGGUCGUUCUCUGGGGGACGAGCUUCUCGGGCGGCCACGUAACUGCCUUGUCGAGCGAGAAGAACCUGAAUCUGACUGCGGUCAUCGCGCAGUGUCCGUUCCUAGGUCUGGGCUCAGGCAGCUCUCGCCUCACCAAAGCCCUGUUGAAGACGGUUCUCGCCGGCAUCCAUGACAUCCUCCGACAAACGUUCGGAAUGACUCCGCGAUACAUGCCCGCCGUCGCCCAACCGGGUCAGGUCGGGUUGCUUACUGCUCCUGGUUCGGUCGAAGGCAUGAAUCUGAUCCUGCCAGCGGAAGAAGGCGUAUAUCCCAAUGAGGUCUCCGCGUCCAGCCUCUUCGAGCUCCCCUUUUACAACCCUCGUGCCUCAGGCGCGCGCAUCACCUGCCCGGUGCUCCUCGUUGCAGCAGAGCAAGACAACCUGUGCCCACUUGGAUUCUUCCACGAGCUCAAGGGUUUGUCACCCAAAGUGCAACUCGUCUCCUUCCCGUUAGGCCAUUUCGAGCUGUACAACGAGAAAGGGUCGAUGGAGGCGAUGGUCUCGUUCCUGGAGGAACACGUGCCUCUGGAUGGGAGCGCGCCCAAGUCGGAUUGA